Otolemur garnettii (small-eared galago) is the source of this 1440-nucleotide messenger RNA. RefSeq names its product forkhead box F2 (gene FOXF2). Lineage: Eukaryota; Metazoa; Chordata; Mammalia; Primates; Galagidae. The record is from RefSeq and is a predicted model, not a curated record. Gene Ontology annotation, cellular component: nucleus. The transcript has 3 exons. Gene Ontology annotation, molecular function: DNA-binding transcription factor activity, RNA polymerase II-specific; RNA polymerase II cis-regulatory region sequence-specific DNA binding. The coding region runs from base 1 to 1440 and encodes 479 amino acids. Gene Ontology annotation, biological process: animal organ morphogenesis; regulation of transcription by RNA polymerase II.
AUGAAGUUGGAGGUGUUCGCCCCCCGCGCGGCCCACGGAAACAAGCCGGGCAGCGACCUGGAGGGCGCGGGCGGCAGCGACGCGCCGUCUCCGCUGUCUGUAGCCGGAGACGACUCCCUGGGCUCGGACGGGGACUGCGCGGCCAACAGCCCUGCGGCGGGCAGCGGCGCCGUGGAUGCCGCCUUGAUGAGCCCGCCGCCCGCAGCUGCCACUGCCGCACUGGAGACCACCUCGUCGUCGUCGUCGUCGUCCUCCGCUUCCUGCGCCUCGUCUUCGUCCUCCUCCAACUCGGCCAGCGCCCCUUCAGCCGCCUGCAAGAGCGCGGGUAGUAGCGGCGGCGGCGCGGGCGCGGGGAGCGGGGGCACCAAGAAGGCGAGCUCGGGGCUGCGGCGGCCCGAGAAGCCGCCCUACUCGUACAUCGCGCUCAUAGUCAUGGCCAUCCAGAGCUCGCCCAGCAAGCGGCUGACGCUCAGCGAGAUCUACCAGUUCCUGCAGGCGCGCUUCCCCUUCUUCCGCGGCGCCUACCAGGGCUGGAAGAACUCGGUGCGCCACAACCUCUCGCUCAACGAGUGCUUCAUCAAACUGCCCAAGGGGCUCGGACGGCCCGGGAAGGGCCACUACUGGACCAUCGACCCGGCUAGCGAGUUCAUGUUCGAGGAGGGCUCAUUCCGCCGCCGGCCGCGCGGCUUCAGGCGGAAGUGCCAGGCGCUCAAGCCCAUGUACCACCGCGUGGUGAGCGGCUUGGGCUUCGGGGCCUCGCUGCUGCCCCAGGGCUUCGACUUCCAGGCGCCCCCGUCGGCGCCGCUCGGCUGCCACGGCCAGGGCGGCUAUGGCGGCCUCGAUAUGAUGCCCGCAGGCUACGAUGCCGGCGCGGGCGCCCCGAGCCACGCGCAUCCGCACCAUCACCACCACCACCACGUCCCGCACAUGUCGCCCAAUCCGGGCUCCACCUACAUGGCCAGCUGUCCGGUGCCCGCGGGGCCCGGGGGUGUCGGUGCGGCUGGCGGUGGCGGCGGCGGCGGGGACUACGGGCCAGACAGCAGCAGCAGCCCAGUGCCCUCGUCCCCUGCCAUGGCGAGCGCCAUCGAGUGCCAUUCGCCCUACACGAGCCCUGCAGCGCACUGGAGCUCGCCUGGCGCGUCGCCUUACCUCAAGCAGCCGCCCGCCCUGACGCCGAGCAGCAACCCCGCGGCCUCUGCAGGCCUGCACUCCAGCAUGUCCUCCUACUCGCUGGAGCAGAGCUACUUGCACCAGAACGCCCGCGAAGAACUCUCAGUGGGACUGCCUCGUUACCAGCAUCACUCUGCUCCAGUGUGUGACAGAAAAGAUUUCGUCCUCAAUUUCAAUGGCAUUUCUUCUUUCCACCCAUCAGCUAGUGGGUCGUAUUAUCAUCAUCACCACCAGAGCGUCUGUCAGGAUAUUAAGCCCUGCGUCAUGUGA